ACUUUACCACUUUUAUAUGUUGCACGCAUCCAUAGCAGAAAACACAAGGAAGACAGAGUACUCCAAAGAAGAAAGAGAAAGAAAACUCCAUCAAAGUGUUUGUUUUAUUUUUAUUUUUAUUUUUAUUUAAAAAAAAAUCCCGGAAGAAGAACUUGAUAUCAAAAAUGGGUGUUUGAUAUUAUAAGAAUUUAGACCCAUAGUAUAGCAUAGAAGAAGAAGCAGUUGAGGUGUGAGGUGAAUUGGGUUUCUUCAGCUCUGCAUGCUAACAACAAGUGUCUUUAAUUUGUGUCAGAGUUUCAACUCUCCAAAAUCUGAUUUUGUUUCCACCUUUGCUGUCUUGCCGCUCUAUCUUUGAGUUUUUGUUCAUAAGUUUCGGACAAAUCCUCAUUACUCAUAUUUUGUGCUUUGAAAAGUCUUUGGAAGUGUCAAGUGGGUGUUCUUGUCUAAGAAAAAAGAAAAAACUGGAGGUUUUUGGGGUCUUGAGGGUGUGGAUAUUGUGGUUCUCAUACUUGUUCAGUUUCUUAGAUGAAGGCCAUGCCCCUAACCUUUGAGGAGUUUCAAGGGAAGGGGGUCUUAGAUUUCUCUACUACUGCGUCUUCAGAUUUAUUGCCUCAGCUUCAUCGUCGUCAUCAUCAACAACAACAACCACCACAAAAGUGGCACACCGGCAAAGAAAAUUGCUAUGUGGGCACUGAGCCCACCUCAGUUCUUGACACUAGAAGAAGCCCCAGCCCUCCCACUUCAACCUCCACCCUGUCUUCCUCUCUCGGCAACGGGGGCGGCGGCGGCAGCAGCGGCUCCACUGACACCACCACCAACACCACCGGCGUGGCGGCAACGGCAGCGUCGGCAGCAGCAGCCUCUGAGAACCCCUCCCACACCGGCUUAGACAUAGGCGAAAAAUGUGGGCUGGGGAUGGAGGAUUGGGAGGGUGUGUUGUCUGAGUCCUCGCCCGGCCAAGAGCAGUCAAUUCUCAGAUUAAUUAUGGGGGAUAUUGAAGACCCAUCUGUGGGACUCAACAAACUCUUGCAGAGUGGGAGUAUUGGCUCCCAUCAGGAUAUUGAAUUCAACGCUGGCUUCGGCAUCGUAGAUCAAGCUACUGGCUUUGGUUUUGAACCCAUUUCCACUGCCGGUUCUGUGGCCAACAUUGACCCGUCUUUACCUAUUCCUUCUUCCGAGUUUCCUUUCUGCAAUGCAAGACUUGGUUCGGUUUCAACUCCCAACCCAAAUCCGAACCCCUUUUUCUCUGCCCCAGCAAGUAAUCUUUUACCGAUUUCGCUGUCUUCGGGCGUGUUCCAUCAACAACAGCUGCAAGCAAUUGAAGCCGCGGAUGAGAAGCCACAGAUAUUCAAUCCCCAGUUCAUGAUAAACCAGAAUCAAGCUCAUUACGGUCAAAACCCGGCUUUGUUUAUGCCUUUGACGUAUGCCCAACUGCAAGAGCAUCACCUUUUCUCGCCGCCACCGGCGAAAAGGCUCAAUUCUGGGUCUCUUGGGGCAAAUUGUCAGAUCCCAAAGGUGCCGUUCUCGGAUUCUGGGCAAGAGCUAUCUGUUCGGCGACAACAGCAGCAGCACUAUAGCCUGAGACAGCCAUUAGCUGUGGAAGCGGGGGAGGCAGCGAGGCAGAAGAUGAUGCACGAUGAAUUGGCGAGCCAGCAGCAGCAGCAGCUGCAGCUCCUUCAGCAGGCGAUAGUUGAACAGCUAUUUAAGGCAGCAGAGCUGAUCGAAACCGGCAACCCGGUACUCGCGCAAGGGAUAUUGGCGCGGCUCAAUCACCAGCUCUCUCCAAUUGGUAAGCCUUUCCAAAGGGCUGCUUUCUAUUUCAAGGAGGCCUUGCAAUUGCUCCUCCAAAUGAACACCGGUAGUAAUUCUUUGCCUUUGUCGCAACCACCACCCAUUAGUCUCAUUUACAAGAUUGGUGCUUACAAGUCGUUCUCCGAGGCCUCCCCUGUGCUUCAGUUUGCCAAUUUUACAUGUAAUCAAGCUCUUCUAGAGGCCUUGGAAGGCUGUGAUAGAAUUCACGUUAUAGACUUUGAUAUUGGGUUUGGUGGGCAAUGGGCUUCUUUUAUGCAAGAGCUGGCCUUGAGAAGUGGCGGCUCUCCGGCUCUUAAAAUCACUGCAUUUACAUCCCCAUCACCACACGAUGAACUUGAGCUCGGUUUCACUCAAGAAAAUCUGAAACAUUUUGCUAGUGAUAUCAACAUUCCAUUCGAGUUCGAAAUUGUAAGCCUUGAAUCGUUGAACUCCGGCUCUUGGCCAGUGCCCCUUUGUGUCUCGGAGACUGAGGCAAUUGCGGUUAAUCUGCCAAUCGGUUCCUUUCCGAAUUACCCAUUAUCCCUUCCUUUGGUUCUCCGCUUCGUAAAGCAGCUCUCGCCCAAAAUUGUGGUCUCUUUGGAUAGAGGCUGCGACCGAACCGAUGUUCCAUUCCCCCACCACAUUAUUCACGCCGUUCAAACUUAUAUAGGCCUGCUGGAGUCACUCGACGCAGUUAAUAUGAACCUCGACGCCUUGCAGAAGAUUGAGAGGUAUGUGCUUCAGCCGGGCAUUGAGAAAAUUGUUACCAGUCGCCACCGUUCUCCUGAUAGAACAUCUCCUUGGAAAAAUAUAUUUUUGUCAUCUGGUUUCUCCCCAUUGAUAUUCAGCAACUUCACCGAGUCCCAAGCGGAGUGUGUGGUGCAGAGGACUCCGGUUCGGGGAUUCUAUGUUGAGAAGAAACAGUCUUCGAUUGUUCUUUGCUGGCAGCGAAAAGAGCUUAUCUCGGUAUCAGCUUGGAAGUGCUGAGAGGAGUAGCAUUUCGGAAAUUGGUUCUACAAAUUAAUUUUCAUUGCUAAGGUGCUUCAUAACUUACUGUUUUAGUUUGAUCCUUUUUUUUCCCUUUUAAUUACCUCGUCUGUGGUUCUCCUAUGCUAAUUGUCUAUGCCCUUUCGGCCUAUUGUUCUCAAUCAAGAAACCAAAUAUUUCUAGUAACUGGAUGGCUAUGUACAGUUGCUUA
This is a messenger RNA of Juglans microcarpa x Juglans regia, 2989 nucleotides long. Its product is annotated as scarecrow-like protein 6. Gene Ontology annotation, biological process: regulation of DNA-templated transcription. Gene Ontology annotation, cellular component: nucleus. Lineage: Eukaryota; Viridiplantae; Streptophyta; Magnoliopsida; Fagales; Juglandaceae. The coding region runs from base 526 to 2778 and encodes 750 amino acids. The transcript has a single exon. The record is from RefSeq and is a predicted model, not a curated record. Gene Ontology annotation, molecular function: DNA-binding transcription factor activity; sequence-specific DNA binding.